AUGCUGAUAUGGCUCCUCAGACUGCUACACGGCUCCCUGGUCCUUCCAGCCGUGCUUUGGGUUGAAGCCGGGCUUGAGCACGCCGAGGAGUCCUCGAAGGCCUUCAUUCGCGAGUCAUUCGGCGUGUUCAACCGCUGCUUCGAUGGGGCCGGCGCCUGGGUGCUGUCCGUCCUCGACGCAAGCUAUGCAGGCGCGUGCCGAUGUGGCGGCGCAACAGACGAGACGCAGCGAGGUACCUGGCGGCAGCAGCAGGCAUGGCAGCACUGGUGGCGGGAGGACCGCACCAGCACGCUGAACGCGGUGGUGGCCAAUGCGCAGCACAAGGGCCUGCACAGGGUCGGCUCCGUGCGCAGCGGCCGCAGCAAAAGCGCCGGCGGCGAGGCACCCAAAGCGGGCAGUGGCAGCCUUGGGGACGGGGCUGAGCAGCGCUCCUCGGAGCCGUCGGGGCGGCAGCAGCGGAGCUGGCCGCUGUCAGGGCUCCUCCCGCGGCGCAUCAGCAGCGAGGGCGCCAGGACCAGCCUGGAUGGAGGUGCGGGCGGCGGGUGCACAGCUGCUGUGAAGCAGCAGCAGCAGCAGCAGCAGCAGCAGCAGCAGCAGCAGCAGCAGCAGCAGCAGCAGCAGCAGCAGCAGCACGAGGAGGAGCAGCAGCAACAACCCCAGGAACUGCCCCAGGCGCCGCCCUCCGUCUGCCCGCAGCCACAGGAGGGGCAGCCGCGCGCCCCCCCGCGCCCCUCCCCGCUGUCCCGCCAGUCGUGGCGCGAGGCGCGCCGCGACUACCUGAAGCGCCGCGAGGAGCGCACCGCCGCCUUCGAGGCGGCGGGGUGGUGGGGCGUGCACGAGGCGCUCAACCGCAAGGGGCUGCUGGAGGACCUGGGCCUGGCCCUGGAGGUCGGCGUGACGCGCGCCUUUGACGGCACCCGCUGGCUGCUGCGCGCGCUCACGCUCGCCAGGGCCACAGCCGACGGCGCCGUGGGCGUGCGGCCUCGGGGCGCGCCGCGGCACCGCGGGCCGCGGGAGGGGCGCGCGGCGGCGGGCGGGGCGCGCGGGGAGGAGGGGCCGGCGGCUGGGCGAGAGGCGGGGACGCUGCAGCUGCGUGGGCGGCGCCCGUCCAAGGACAAGCAGGGCGGCGACGGCGGCGACGGCGGCGACGGCGGCGACAGCGGCGAGUCUUUGGCGGACGAGAGCCACGCGGGCCGCCCCAUGACCACGCUGCGGCGCACGCGCAGCGUGGGGCGCUUUGACCACACACCCUGGGCGCUGCCCUGGGAAAACGGCGGCGGCGGCUGGGCGGGCGGCGACGACUGCGAGUCGCCCGCGGCGCACGUCAUACGCAUGGCCGGCUACCCCCUCGAGACGUACACCGUGGUGACUGAGGACGGCUACGUGCUGCGCAUGGAGCGCAUACCACGCCCAGGGGCGCACGAUGUGGCAUUCUUCUUGCACGGCAUCCUGGACACCUCCCUAACCUGGGUGUCGGCCGGCGUCACCGGCAGCCAGGCCUUUGCGGCCUGGGACCAGGGCUUUGACGUGUGGCUGGCCUCGUCACGCAGCAACCCCCCGCGCGUGGCCACCAGUGAGCCACAGCACCGCAGCCGCACUUUUCGCGCGCGGCCGAGGCUUGCAGCUGAGUGA
Molecule: messenger RNA, 1632 nt
Organism: Monoraphidium neglectum
Lineage: Eukaryota; Viridiplantae; Chlorophyta; Chlorophyceae; Sphaeropleales; Selenastraceae
Exons: 6
Coding region: 1-1632 (543 amino acids)
Biological process (GO): lipid metabolic process
Source: RefSeq, a predicted model, not a curated record